Molecule: messenger RNA, 1843 nt
Organism: Rhagoletis pomonella (apple maggot)
Lineage: Eukaryota; Metazoa; Arthropoda; Insecta; Diptera; Tephritidae
Exons: 3
Coding region: 468-1670 (400 amino acids)
Biological process (GO): SCF-dependent proteasomal ubiquitin-dependent protein catabolic process
Cellular component (GO): SCF ubiquitin ligase complex
Molecular function (GO): protein binding
Source: RefSeq, a predicted model, not a curated record
GUUGUGGUAGCAGCAUACACGUUACCCAAAGUGUUUUUGGGGAGUGUUGCUGGAGAGACAGUCCUUGGCCAAAUAUAAAUCUGGGUCGUUCUGGUUACGUAGACCCGAUUGUUGUGUGAACGAUUUCGAUAAGUAAUAUGUAUUACGUGACGACACCAACACUAUUCAUAAUUAGCCCUGUUAAAAUGGAAUUUAUAAAAUGUAAUUUAUUUAAAUUAAAAUAUACUAAAGGUAAAAUGUUUUGGUUGCGUUUUUCUCCCGGUUGGCUAUCGACCAAAAUUAAUCAUUUUCAUAGAAAUAUCCGAAAUUCUGUUUUUGGAUCAUAUCAUGGUCACAAAAUAUCAUAAAGAAUAUUUUUACCGUAUUUUUUUACAUUUAACAUAAGGAAGAAAUCUUUAGUUGUCGAUUAUGGACAGCAUCACAACCUCAGUUGGGUAGCCAAUGGAUAAAGCCACUGAAAUGAGAAUAUGACAAAGCUGCUGGAUUUGAAUGAUGACUGUCUCUAUUGUAUCUGUUCGUACCUUAAUUUGGAUGACCAGCUAUCAAUGAAAAAUGUGUGCAGACAUCUGAAUAUGGUGAUAAAGUGGUUAUGGCGAUAUCGAUCGAAAGCCCUUACAAUAUCAUGUAAGCAAAUGAAGGAGUUUAAUGAAGAGGGCAGUCAAGACUUUCUCGAUGUAAUGACAAGCGUUUGUGAGACAUUGGAAGAGUUAACCAUUGACAGCAUUAAAAGCGCACAACUGAAACAGGUUGCCCACUUAAGAUUCCCUAAAUUAAAAUUCCUCGAAUGCACUAUUUCGCACGACCUAAAUGAGAGCAAUGAUGCCGACGUUCUUCGAUUAACUAAACUUUGCCCAUACAUUACCAGAUUAGUAUUAGGGGGCGGUAUAACGGGCAAAUAUAUAAGUAAUCUGUUCUUGCUUACCGAUUUGGAUUUGAGCUGUUGUGAAUAUCUGGAUACAGAAUAUUUAGCCGAAAUCUGCAACACAUUGAAAUUGAGAAAGCUUGCUUUACUUUAUUAUGGAUAUAACACAGUGUUAGAUGAUGGGCUGUCCGCGAUAACUGAUUGUCAUACAUUGGAAGAGCUGAAGAUAGAUGAUCAUCACCUAUUGCUCUUCAUCGAUGAACUAUUGCGAAUGCCAUCCAUGCGCAAAAUCGUUUGUUACACACGUGACUAUGAUGUGUUUUUAAUGGGGAAACUAGCUCAAGCGCUUGGCGUACGCAUCCAUACGCUAAUUUUUAAUUGUGUCCUUUGGUCAAACGAUCGCCACAUUGAAUACAUAGGGUUUAUGACACACUUGCAACGUCUUAUAUUACAAGAUGAUGACAUUGAAGACGAACAGCUCGAAGUUUUAGCCCAACGAUUGAAACAGCUACGCGAAUUUCAUUUCAGCAGCAGUCGCUUGGAGAGUGAUAAUGGAAUUUUGGAAAUUGCGAAACACUGCACAAAGUUGGAGGUACUAAAUCUGACAAAAUCAAAUAUUAGUAGCGAUUUUUUGAGAAAUAUAAUGAUUGUGCUCAGCGAGAUUAAACGAAGUGGUCCUUUGAAAUUAUAUUGUGGCAAGACGGCAGUCGAAAAUGAACCGAUAAUAGAAAAUGAACAGCUAAUUGUUUCAACAGAGGAUCUACUUUUCGAUCUACCUUAUGGACGCUGUUUACAAUGUGAAUGGUGAAAGCUAAAAAGAAUCUACGAAAAUGCUAUUACAAAUGCUUUUAUCUUUUUGCAUUUUAGUUUAAAAACUUAUCCUUACUUAUAUUAUAUUAUUUUUAAUAUUAUACAUCCGAAAGCGAAUAUGGUUGUUUGGUCAACCGAUCAUCAUGAAAUUUUGUAUACUGGUGUUGUUUA